Molecule: messenger RNA, 2656 nt
Organism: Jaculus jaculus (lesser Egyptian jerboa)
Lineage: Eukaryota; Metazoa; Chordata; Mammalia; Rodentia; Dipodidae
Gene: Sox8
Product: SRY-box transcription factor 8
Exons: 3
Coding region: 135-1526 (463 amino acids)
Biological process (GO): morphogenesis of an epithelium; negative regulation of transcription by RNA polymerase II; neural crest cell development
Cellular component (GO): nucleus
Molecular function (GO): RNA polymerase II cis-regulatory region sequence-specific DNA binding; DNA-binding transcription factor activity, RNA polymerase II-specific
Source: RefSeq, a predicted model, not a curated record
CGUGCGAGUUGGUGGGAACGAAGGUCCGGCCCGGCCCGGCCGUGCGCUGCGAGCGCGCAUCCCAGGGCGGCUGCGGUGAUCCCGGCAACUACCCCCCACUCCGCCCCCGCGUCCGUUCCCCGUGCGUGGUCCCGAUGCUGGACAUGAGCGAGGUCCGUGCCCAGCCGCCCUGCAGCCCGUCGGGCACCGCCAGCUCCAUGUCGCACGUGGAGGACUCGGACUCGGAUGCGCCGCCGUCGCCCGCGGGCUCCGAGGGACUGGGCCGCGCAGGGGGCGCCGGCAGGGGCGACAGCGCCGAGGCUUCGGACGAGCGCUUCCCAGCCUGCAUCCGCGACGCCGUGUCGCAGGUGCUCAAGGGCUACGACUGGAGCCUGGUGCCCAUGCCCGUGCGGGGGGGCGGCGGCGGCGCGCUCAAGGCCAAGCCGCACGUGAAGCGGCCCAUGAACGCCUUCAUGGUGUGGGCGCAGGCGGCGCGCCGAAAGCUGGCCGAUCAGUACCCGCAUCUUCACAACGCCGAGCUCAGCAAGACGCUGGGCAAGCUGUGGCGCUUGCUGAGUGAGAGUGAGAAGCGUCCUUUCGUGGAGGAGGCUGAGCGACUUCGUGUCCAGCACAAGAAAGACCACCCAGACUACAAGUACCAGCCACGCCGAAGAAAGAGCGUGAAGACUGGCCGAAGCGACUCCGACUCUGGCACUGAGCUGGGCCACCACCCGGGUGGCCCCAUGUACAAAGCUGAGGCUGUGCUCAGUGACGCACACCACCAUGGCGACCACACAGGCCAGACCCAUGGGCCGCCCACCCCGCCCACCACCCCCAAAACCGACCUGCACCAGGCUGGUAGCCAGGGCAAGCAGGAGCUGAGGCUGGAAGGACGCCGCCUGGUGGACAGCGGGCGCCAGAACAUCGACUUCAGCAACGUGGACAUCUCCGAGCUUAGCAGUGAGGUCAUCGGCAACAUGGACACCUUUGAUGUCCACGAGUUUGACCAGUAUCUGCCCCUUAAUGGCCACUCGGCCCUUCCCACAGAAUCCAGCCAGGCGACUGCCUCUGGUUCCUAUGGGGGCACCUCCUACUCCCACUCUGGGGCAGCCGGUGUGGGGGCAUCCUCCGUGUGGGCACACAAGGGAACCCCGUCUGCCUCAGCAUCACCCACCGAGGCUGGACCCCCGCGACCACACAUCAAGACAGAGCAGCUGAGUCCCAGCCACUACAGUGACCAGCCGCAUGGCUCACCAGGCCGUGCCGACUACGGCUCCUACAGCGCCCAGGCCAGCGUCACCACGGCUGGCCCCGCUGCAGCUGCCAGCCCCUUCGCCAGCUCACAGUGUGAUUACACUGACCUGCAGGCCUCCAACUACUACAGCCCCUACCCAGGCUACCCGCCCAGUCUCUACCAGUACCCCUACUUCCACUCAUCCCGCCGGCCCUACGCCUCACCGCUGCUCAGUGGACUGUCCAUGCAGCCCUCUCACAGCCCCGGCAGCAACUGGGACCAGCCAGUGUACACCACCCUGACCCGGCCCUGAGGCUGCCAUUUCCUGGGGGACUCUGCGUCCACGGAGGACAACCAUGUCUCUGAGGUCUCCCAGAAAGCGGGGAGGCAAGCAGCGUGGCCGUGCUCUGUCAAGUGCCUGCUGAAUUCCUGGGAAGCCAGCUGUGUUACUCCAUGUCCCUUGCCUCUGGAUGUCUAGGCUUCCGCUAAGGGACAGAGCUCUCUUUUCCUGCUCAUCUCCUUAUCUCUGAGGUAACUAGUGAUUCCAAAACAGAUGGUCAUUUGGUCCCGCUCCCAUGAGGACCAUGGGCAUCAGCCUCUAGGUUUUGCCUCUCAGUAACUAAGGCAACCACAGCUGAGGACAGAAGGAGAGAAGGUUGUUCAAGGUCCUCACCAGCUGGGCCGAGGACCCUUGGGACCAAAGGGUGCUGUCCACAGACUCUGGGGCAUCCAUCCUCUUGAGUAUCUCUUGGGACCAACAGGAGACUGAGUGGUUUCCCCUCAUCCUAGCUCUUCCCAGCAAGGUUCUGCUGAGAUGAACACUUACCAUGUUUAUUUUUAUUAUUUUUUGGUUAUUUUUAUUUUUAAUGCUUAAACAUGUUUGUUUUGAAGGCUGUUGAAGACAUAUUUAUGUUCUGUAUUAUUUUAUCUUUAAUUAAUGAAGUAAUUUUGUGCAGAGAGUUGACUUUAAGACAGAAUGAAAGCCAGGGAAGCUUUUCAUGAGAGGCAGGAGGGAGAGGGUGUGGCGCCCACCGCCAUCUCUUUGCUCAGCCUUUGGGCAGCUCUGGAAGCCUUGUGCCAGGCAUAGGAGGGAGCUGUUUGCUUCUUGGGGUCUGAUCAGAAUGGAAUGUCCAGCACCUGCAUCAGUUUGGGCUUUGGAAGGGAGGAGUGUCAUGCCUGCCCUCAACAGUGCCAAGUGGUAGAAGACAGAAUUUCUUGCAAGCCAUGGUUGCAGCAUCACGAUCAUCUUGGCUCUUCGGCACCAGGCGCCACCUACCAAGCUGUGAAAUGAAACCUCCUCCACUCACCAUGUCUAGGUUCCUAGUUAGAGAAUAACACCUGCUUUACCGAACUGCUACGCCGUGUGCUGAGCAUAUAACCGCCUACUUCACAGAAAUUUGUGCCUUUGAAACUUUGUAAAUUUAAACGCAUCUGAGAAACUUG